CGGGGAGCGUGUCAAUGUGGAACCUUCAGAAUGCCAAGGAUCCGAACCGAUUCACGGGGUAGUGUCAAUUUUAUGAGUGACGCAUCGAGUUUCUUAUGCAGUUGCUAACAAGGAGAGGAAAGAAGAAGUAUGAUAUUGUGCAGGGAGAUAGUGCUGUGGCUGAUAUAAUCACUAUAGAGUCACUGCAGUAUGAUCUCAACUCGAUUGAAGCUGCAACAAACAACUUUGCAGACGGUAAUAGACUAGGUGAAGGUGGUUUUGGGGUGGUUUACAAGGGUAGAUUUACUAAUGGACAAGAAAUAGCUGUGAAGAGAAUCAUACAUUGGGAUCUCAAAGCCAACAAUGUAUUGCUAGAUGGUGACAUGAAUCCAAAAAUUUCAGAUUUUAGAAUGGCAAGGGUCCUUGAAGUUCAUCAAUCUCAAGGAAGCACAAAUAGAAUUGCUGGAACCUAUUUUGGUGUUUUAGUUCUAGAGAUUUUAAGCAGCGAGAAGAACAGUAACUUUUAUCAAACAGAAGGAACUGGAGACCUAAUAAGCUAUGCCUGGAAACUUUGGAAGGAUGGGAGACUAUUGGAGCUUUUGGACCCGAUUCUUGGAGAUUCUUACGCAAGAAAUGAAGUCACUAGGGAAUGGGCAUUUGAAACCCAGACCGUGAGCUGCGACUGGGACGGGGAUAGAUACUUUCACUCAGCCGUCUGAGUUUCACAUAGCCUUGCCCUUGUUUGCUUCUGCUCUGUUGGCGGAUUCAUCUGGAUACCAUGCUCCGAGAUCUUAUACAUCGAUAUUAGUUUUUCUAUAUUGGCACAUUAAUAAAAAUGUAUUUAUUAU
Rubroshorea leprosula is the source of this 827-nucleotide messenger RNA. The record is from the annotation of a GenBank genome assembly. NCBI's taxonomy places the organism in Eukaryota, Viridiplantae, Streptophyta, Magnoliopsida, Malvales, Dipterocarpaceae.